AUGUCAAGUGCUCCACCUGUCGUAUCUCCCGAUGAUCGACUGCUAUUUGCUGUACCGAAGAAAGGUCGUCUACAUGAUAAGAUCCUGAAGCUUAUAAAAGGUGCAGGAUUAGAUUAUCACCGUCCGAAUCGUGUGGAUAUUGCACUCUGUUCGACUUUGCCAGUUACUCUCGUGUUCUUACCAGCAGCAGACAUUGCAACGUAUGUUGGCGAAGGAAAUUUAGAUUUGGGAAUUACUGGACAAGACAUUAUUGCAGAAAGUUGUACAAAUGUGGAGGAAUUGUUAUCCUUAGGUUUUGGACAAUGUUCGCUUAGUGUUCAGACUCCAAUUAAAGAUGCUAUUAAAUCACCACGAGACUUAGCAGGCAAGCGCAUUGUCACGUCAUUUCCUGAAGUCACGCGCGAGUAUUUCAAACAAUUUGAGACACAAGAAACGGGAGUAACGAAGAUUAAGUACGUCUCAGGGUCUGUAGAGGCUGCAUGUUCCUUAGGACUUGCUGAUGGAAUUGUUGAUCUUGUGGAGACGGGAACAACUAUGAAAGCUGCUGGAUUAGAAUUAAUUUCUACAAUUCUAAAGACACAAGCUGUGCUGAUUGCAAAUCCUCACUCAAAACAAAAGGAUUUGGUACACAAGGUUCAUCAGCGCAUUUUGGGCUAUAUUACAGCUACCAAGUACCGAAUGGUGUCUUACAAUGUAGAUAAGGAAAAGCUGGAUGAAGCUACAAAAAUUACACCUGGACGACGCUCUCCAACAAUCAAUAGUCUUGUAGGAGGGGAUUACGCUGUAUCAGCAAUGGUUGAAGUGAACAAUGUGUCGAAUGUCAUGGAUCAACUUCAUGAAGUUGGAGCUACCGACAUCAUGAUCUUUAACAUCGAAAAUUGCCGCGCGUAG
Messenger RNA from Plasmopara halstedii, 891 nucleotides. Its product is annotated as atp phosphoribosyltransferase. Gene Ontology annotation, biological process: L-histidine biosynthetic process. The transcript has a single exon. The coding region runs from base 1 to 891 and encodes 296 amino acids. The record is from RefSeq and is a predicted model, not a curated record. NCBI's taxonomy places the organism in Eukaryota, Oomycota, Peronosporomycetes, Peronosporales, Peronosporaceae. Gene Ontology annotation, cellular component: cytoplasm. Gene Ontology annotation, molecular function: ATP phosphoribosyltransferase activity; magnesium ion binding.